CGGAUGGCAGGGAGUUUGGUCCCGUGCGGUUGGAGCUGAACGGAUCGGUCGACAUCCCCCCUACCGUUUCUGGGCAAGGAAAAGGGAGAAGGAGCGACACCUGCGGGAAAGACCUGCUUCCAGACGUGGAAAAUCGGACUAGAAAAAGGGCGCACGGUCCUUGUUCAAGUUUAAAAAAGGAGAGAGAGAGAGAGAGAGUCUCUUCGUAUCUUUCCCCCGAGUCAGCAUGUCUACCAGUAAUUAUAGCUUCAAGAACCGGUGCGUGUCUAUCCUGUGCUGCAAAUUCUGUAAACAGGUGCUCAGCUCCAGGGGCAUGAAGGCUGUCUUGCUGGCGGACACCGAGAUAGACCUUUAUUCUACUGACAUCCCUCCAACCAAUGCUGUAGACUUCAUUGGAGCCUGCUAUUUCACUGAAAUCUGCAAGUGCAAACUGAAGGACGUUGCGUGUUUAAAAUGUGGGAACAUUGUAGGUUACCAUGUGAUCGUCCCAUGUAAACCCUGCCUUCUGUCCUGCAAUAAUGGACACUUCUGGAUGUUUCACAGUCAGGCGGUUUUUGGCAUCAACCGAUUGGACUCUUCAGGUGUAAAUUUGCUACUUUGGGGCAAUUUGCCAGAGGCAGAGGAAGGUACAGAUGAAGACUCAUUUAACAUCUCAGAGGAGGAGUGUAUUCGAUGAAUAUUGUUGGCAAAACAUAAUGUAUAUACUGUAAAAAAUAUUCUAAAGGACAGACUUUAACACUGUUAGUAAACAGACCAAAGGAUUUAUC
This is a messenger RNA of Tachyglossus aculeatus (Australian echidna), 767 nucleotides long. RefSeq names its product family with sequence similarity 72 member A (gene RUMY1). The record is from RefSeq and is a predicted model, not a curated record. The transcript is spliced from 5 exons. The coding region runs from base 227 to 676 and encodes 149 amino acids. Gene Ontology annotation, cellular component: cytosol. NCBI's taxonomy places the organism in Eukaryota, Metazoa, Chordata, Mammalia, Monotremata, Tachyglossidae.